Messenger RNA from Drosophila innubila, 1424 nucleotides. RefSeq names its product LSM12 homolog A (gene Lsm12a). The transcript is spliced from 5 exons. Gene Ontology annotation, molecular function: RNA binding. Lineage: Eukaryota; Metazoa; Arthropoda; Insecta; Diptera; Drosophilidae. The record is from RefSeq and is a predicted model, not a curated record. Bases 701 to 1384 code for a protein of 227 amino acids.
UCCUUUUUGGCUGUUGUUUCGUGUGUUGACCAAUAAAUUUUUCGUACGCAGCAUAUUUUUUUUGACACUUCUCAAUUAUAAAACAACUAAAUACGUAUUUAAAAGGCAUAAAACGCUUGCGGUGCUGGCACAGCGAAUAAGAUUCGGCGAUACACGCAAUAACAUUGCAUGCAACUAGCGCAGAACUUGCACUUACUUAAAGAAACACGAUAGUAGAAAAACAGGCAAAGGCGACUCCGACCGACACUGAAACGUGAAUGUGAAUGUAAAUGUGAAAGCGAAUCCGCGGCAAGGAAGUGCAACAAAAUACAACAAAGCAAAGCCAGCAGAGCAAAACAGAUGUUAUAAACAACAAAAACCAGCAAAAAAAAAAGAAUUAGGUGCAGUUUUAAUGCAAAUUAUAUACAAAAAUACGUUAGCAUCAGUUGUGUAAACAAUUACAAAUAGACAACAGCAAGGGUCAAUCACUACAAGAACAACAGCAACAACAACAGCAGCAGCAGCGGUCACAACAACAGCAUUGAAAGCAUAUUUGCAUUUGCUUUUAAUUGCAAUACUCCGAAUCAUAUACCACACACAAACACACACACACACACACAUACAUACAUACCCACCCACAUAUAUUUUAUAUAUAAUAUAUAUAAAUCGUUUGUUGUCAAUAUCAUAUCGGAAGUUGUUCGAGUUGCAGCGACAAUUAAAAAUGGCCGCUGCCUCCUCCGCCGCCGUAGUAAAUGCAGUAAACGACUGUUUCAGUAUCGGAUCCACAGUGCUGUGCACGACCUGUUUUAAGGAUGAAGUCGAGGGAGAAGUGCUCGCAUUCGACCAUAACACAAAAAUGCUAAUAUUGAAAUGUCACUCGAAAAUGACAGAAGAGCUAAGUGACGUUUAUGUGAUGAAUUUAUCGCUGUGCAGUAACGUGCAAGUGAUCAAGGAAUGCAAUGGCAACUUUAUUGAUGAUCCGCAAAAGCUCAACCUUGAACAGGUUAAAAUGCGACUACGCAAAACAGUAGAGAGACGGCAAGAUUUUCUCAAGUCCAAAAAUGCCGAUGUUAGUCCAGAAGCACAAGAGCUCUAUAGAGCGAUAGCCAAACAACUUGGGUACAAUGAAGUGUCCUGGCAAGGACAGAAUAUACAAAUAUUAAACGAAGUAACCGUCUCGCCGCCAUAUCGGGUGGACAAUGUUGUGUCCAGUUCUGAUAACGAUACUUCGUGCAACUAUAUUAAACGAAUUAUCAAACAGUUCUUCAAUACGAGACCUUCGCCGUCUCAGGAAAAUACGCAUGCUGGAGCCAGCGCUUCGUCGGCUUCGACGUCUGUCUCGCCCACGUCCUCAUCUCUGUCAUCGAGUAAUGCAGCUUCAGGAUCACCGGUUCCCGCUAACUAAAAAUAAAACAAACAAAACAAAUAUUUGCUUCAGAAAUGAA